Peromyscus eremicus (cactus mouse) is the source of this 1867-nucleotide messenger RNA. It is a transcript of the gene Slc25a51, whose product is annotated as solute carrier family 25 member 51. The record is from RefSeq and is a predicted model, not a curated record. Lineage: Eukaryota; Metazoa; Chordata; Mammalia; Rodentia; Cricetidae. The coding region runs from base 945 to 1841 and encodes 298 amino acids. The transcript is spliced from 3 exons.
AGUACCAAAUAAUGAUGACAGCAUUUAAAUUGUCCCACAGAGUAGGGAGAGAGAGACCAUAGAUUUGCUCCUAUAAAGCCAGAACAGCUACAGGAACUUGAUGUGAAAAUCAGAAACUGGGAUCUCUGGGGAACAGUGGUGGGAGGUGGAGAAAAUUCUAACAAGUGAAGUCAGGAGGGUGGCUGAGUGACAGAGCCCUAGCUCAGCACGCACCAAAAACCAAAACAGAAAAUCUUGGCAAAUGUUACUCAGCUGAACAGAUAUUUGACCGUGGCCAGCAGGGCCGUCUCCGUGUCCUAAGGCUAGAGGUAUAGUCUUUGGCUUCAUUUAGAAUGCUUUGGCUUUUUCUUCUAUGCAGGGCUGAACUACAUUAUCAGCCCUGUUUUGACUUUUUGAUGGUGCAAAAGUGAUAUGUGUUUAGUAGGAAUUGCACCUUAUAUACUUUUCACUGGCUGGUGAUGUAAGUGGUGCCGUGCUCUUUUGCUGAAGGCAGAAGCAGUGAGCCACAGCUCCCGUCAGCCACACAAUCACAACAGUAAACAACCAAUGCUCCCUUGCUAAAAUAUGUUGCUCGGUAGGUUAGGUGGGGGCGGGGGGUAAAGCCCAGUGUAGACCGUGUGAUUGCCGUGCAUGAGGCCCUGGAUUUAAUCCCCAGCACCAAAAAUAAAUAAAUGCAUUUUUAUCUCAUAAUGGAUUUAUCAGGAUACAACCUGAAGACCAUCUAUCCAUCAAAUAAGUACUUCAGAAAAGAACAGUAACAUAGUUCAGCCUUGUUGAGUACCUUCUGUACUCCAGACCACCCAAGGGUGCUCAAUAAAUUGAGCCAGUCUCGGAGAUUCGCUGACUAGUCCGUGGCUUUAUUGUCUUUGAGGACCCAAUGCCUAGCAGAGGACCAAAGUUCACAGGUUAAAAAAAUUUCCUAGAGAAGAAGGAUCAUAAGCACCAUGAUGGACUCAGAAGCGCAUAAUAAGAGGCCCCCAAUAUUGACCUCUUCAAGCCAGGAUUUGUCAACUCACAUCGCAGACGUGGGUGAGAUAAAGCAUUACUUCUGUGGCUGCUGCGCAGCCUUCAACAACGUGGCCAUCACAUACCCGGUUCAGAAGAUCCUCUUCCGGCAGCAGCUGUAUGGCAUCAAAACGCGUGAUGCCAUUCUCCAGCUGAGGAGGGAUGGGUUUCGAAACCUGUAUCGUGGGAUCCUCCCCCCACUGAUGCAGAAGACCACCACGCUGGCGCUUAUGUUUGGUCUGUAUGAGGACCUGUCUCGCCUGCUCCGGAAGCAUGUGAGCAGUGCUCCCGAGUUCGCCAUCAGAAGUGUGGCAGCAGUGCUUGCCGGGACGACAGAAGCCGUUCUCACUCCAUUAGAAAGGGUUCAGACUUUGCUUCAGGACCACAAGCAUCACGAUAAAUUCACAAACACUUACCAGGCCUUCCGGGCCCUGAGAUGCCAUGGAAUUACAGAGUACUACCGGGGCUUGGUGCCCAUCCUAUUCCGAAAUGGAUUCAGCAAUGUCCUUUUUUUUGGCCUUCGGGGGCCCAUUAAGGAGCAUCUGCCUACUGCCACUACGAACAGCGCACACCUGGUCAACGACUUUAUCUGUGGAGGUGUGCUGGGUGCCGUGUUGGGGUUCUUAAGCUUUCCGAUUAAUGUCGUAAAAGCUCGAAUACAGUCUCAGAUUGGUGGGCCGUUCCAGUCUCUGCCCAUGGUUUUCAAGACAAUCUGGGUAGAGCGGGACAGGAAACUGAUCAAUCUUUUCAGAGGUGCCCAUCUGAAUUACCAUCGCUCUCUCAUCUCCUGGGGAAUAAUCAAUGCAACUUACGAGUUUUUGUUAAAGAUUGUGUGAUAAGGUCACUACAGGACAUGUUUUUC